GAACGGGAAGGCUAAGACGGGAGGCCCACACUCCUGGCAGGUAAAUCCAGAGCUCCGAGAGGCCUGCAAUGCUCCGGCUUCCGGGGAGGACUUGGCCGUGGUGAAGAGGAGCCACGGGCCCUGCAGCCAGAACAAAGGACAAACAAGAAGAAAGACCCUCUGAGAAAAGACUGUGACAUCCUGCCUCUGUCAGACCUCAGAGAAAGUCGCCGUGUCUUCCCCAGGGUGUGCGGCCGGGUCGGCAUCCAGGUUCGGGGACCAGCGGUGAGAAAAGGCAGCCUUAAAGACCCAGCAUCCUGGGAAAGUUGGAAAUCCGGUGAGAAGACCCCGCAGAGCUGGCCGUGAGCGCACACUGUUGGAAAACGGGCCACACGCUUGCCCGACCCAGCGUGGCCCCGCCUUCGAUGUGUGAGACAGACAGACAGACACAUCCACCAUCUCUGGAGCACCACGAAGCCAGCUGUGUCAGUACAUGGCAGGCACGUGGCGCACAAUAGCUCCCUGAUUCCACACCAGCAUCUUAGGAAACAGGUGCCCUCCUCGACACAUGGUAACUGUCACCUGCUCGGUCGCUCGGUAGCUGUGUGGCUGUCAGGGGUCAGUGAAAGCUGCCCUUAAGUGUCUCCGCUUCCGUCUCGACAAUGGGGAUCCUGGUGGGACCGCGCUCGGGUGGUUGUGGGGAGCUGAGGGGUUGGCUCACCGAAGGUCAGCCCAGGGCCUGACAGAAGGCUCAGUGGGGUGCCGUAUGACAUGCCCGCAAUAACCGGGCGUGCUCCUCCCCCCACCCCACCCCAUCUCUCCUCAAUGCGAGAAGCUGUGCAGGGGGCUGGCACCCUUCAGCAAUGGCGACCAAGCGGGCGGAACCAGUCACGAUCAUCAGCCUUCGGAAGUUGAGCAUGACAGCCCCAGAACCACAGCCGAAAGAGACAAAGACCUUCACCGUGGAGGAUGCCGUGGAGACCAUCGGCUUUGGACGUUUCCACAUCGCCCUGUUUCUGAUCAUGGGCAGCACGGGGGUGGCUGAGGCCAUGGAGAUCAUGCUCAUCGCUGUGGUGUCCCCGGUCAUUCGCUGUGAGUGGAGACUGGAGAACUGGCAGGUGGCCCUGGUCACCACGAUGGUGUUUUUUGGCUACAUGGUGUUCAGCAUCCUUUUCGGCCUCCUGGCAGACAGAUACGGCCGCUGGAAGGUAGGUUGGGCCUUGCUCCCUGCCCAUCUCUGGGCUGACCCUCCCUCGGGUGCCUACUUCUCCCUGCUGACCUCCUUCUCGCCCUCCUACGGCUGGUUUGUCUUCCUGCGGACCAUGGUGGGCUGUGGCGUGUCCGGCCACUCACAAGGGCUCAUUAUAAAGACGGAAUUUUUGCCCACGAAAUACCGCGGCUACAUGCUGCCCUUGUCUCAGGUGUUCUGGCUGGCCGGCUCCCUGCUCAUCAUCGGCCUGGCCUCCGUGGUCAUCCCCACCAUCGGCUGGCGCUGGCUCAUCCGAAUCGCCUCCAUCCCUGGCAUCAUCCUCAUCAUGGCCUUCAGGUUCAUUCCUGAGUCGGCCCGCUUCAACGUGUCCACGGGGAACACACAGGCUGCCCUGGCCACACUGGAGCACAUCGCCAGGACCAACCGCUCAGUCAUGCCUGAGGGAACACUGGUGGAGCCCGUCCUGGACAAAAGAGGAAGAUUUGCAGAUCUUCUGACUCCCAAAUACCUGCGGACCACGCUGCAAAUCUGGGUCAUCUGGCUCGGCAUCUCGUUCGCCUACUACGGGGUCAUUCUGGCCAGCGCGGAGCUGCUGGAGCGCGACCUGGUGUGCGGCUCGCGGCCGGAGUCCGAGGUGGUGGUGGCCAUGGGGGACUCAGAGGAAAGUAGGAGCCCCUGCUACUGCCACAUGUUUGCCCCGUCCGACUACCGCACCAUGAUCAUCAGCACCCUGGGCGAGAUCGCACUGAACCCCCUGAAUAUCCUCGGCAUCAACUUUCUGGGCAGGAGGAUCAGCCUGUCCAUCACCAUGGGCUGCACCGCCUUGUUCUUCCUGCUCCUCAACAUCUGCACGUCCAGCUCUGGGCUCAUCGGCUUCCUCUUCAUGCUGAGAGCGUUAGUGGCCGCCAACUUCAACACCAUCUACAUCUACACGGCUGAGGUCUACCCCACCACCAUGCGUGCCUUGGGGAUGGGGACCAGCGGCUCCCUGUGUCGCAUUGGUGCGAUGAUGGCACCCUUUAUAGCUCAGGUCCUCAUGAGCGCCUCGAUCCUGGGGGCCCUGUGUCUGUUCGCCUCCGUCUGUGUGGUGUGCGCCAUCUCCGCCUUCACACUCCCCAUCGAGACCAAAGGCCGGGCCCUGCAGCAAGUCAAAUGAAGACCAGCACAUGGAGGAGGAGCGGUCUCUUGCUCACGGACUGGUGGCCUUUCUCUCUUCACUGUUAUCUGUAGUUGACUAGGUGAUCAGGCAAUGGAUUCUGUAUUCAAAGACUAGUGGGCGUGGGGUAGGAAGUGGUGCACUUAUCUCAGCCAUAAAAGAUGUCAAUAACUUUUAUAAAAAGCUUACUGUAAAAGUAUGCUGUCUUAAUGAAUAAAUGCUCAGACAACCCCGUCA
Molecule: messenger RNA, 2582 nt
Organism: Echinops telfairi (small Madagascar hedgehog)
Lineage: Eukaryota; Metazoa; Chordata; Mammalia; Afrosoricida; Tenrecidae
Gene: SVOPL
Product: SVOP like
Exons: 17
Coding region: 843-2345 (500 amino acids)
Biological process (GO): transmembrane transport
Cellular component (GO): membrane
Molecular function (GO): transmembrane transporter activity
Source: RefSeq, a predicted model, not a curated record